GCUCUCUUUCACACAGACUCUUUGUAUUUUUCUGCAGAGGAGAGCUUGGAGUAAACCACAGGUCUGCCCAUCUGAUCAUUCAAAUGAGUUUGAACUGUAUUUGAGAAACUGUGUUUACCUUAUAGUGACUAAGCUGACAAAGGAAUAAUAUGGACUGUUAAACUUCAAAAUUAUUGACCAAUUUACUGUACUGUAAGUGUUUCCAUUUGGAUAUAUAGACACAGGUGCUGCAUCCUGACCCCGCCCCGAUACAGACAUACACCAUGCACCCGUCUCCAAAGCUCAAAUGAAGCAUGCAGCUGCUGCAGCUCAGCUUUUUAUUUUUUUCCCCAUCUUAUUUUGGUUUUUGAGGUUAACUUUAAACUGCUUGUCAGUCAUAAACACUCAGCAUUGUGCAUAUCAAACACUGCAGCUAAUGUGAUAAUGGCAUUAGCAAAUGAACUUAACAUCUUAUAUGUGCACUUUGAAGAAAACAUAUAAAAAACAUGUAACAGUAUUACAGAGAAGUCAACUGCAGAACUGGAGAAGCGGAUCACCGAUGGAAGAUGCUACUGGAAAUGUCUCCAGAACCCCUGCAACAACUGUGGUGGCAGUCACUUCCAUGACCUCCAUGGUAUCUCCUACAGUCACACCACCAUCCCUCUACUAGGUGCCUCAGAGAGAGAAUUUACUUAACACCUUCCAUCGCAUCUGGCGAGUGUUCCUGACAGUGGUCCUAGUCCUGUAACCGUAACUUCAAGUCACUGGAGUCAUUUGCAAUACUGGAUGAUGGAAUGCAGUAGACUACUAACUACUCCUAACUAACUCAUUAAACACCAGUUUAAUAGUGAAUGUGAGGUCUUCACCCUCCCUAUUAUGCGACCAGAUAUCAUCCACCUUAAUGGAUCCAAGGUCAACUCUGAAAUCUUCCCCAAAAGCAGCCAUCGAAAGCACUACCAAGUACAAGGAGCAUUCACUGCUUCAUGUCUGGACUUGGUGGAACAGACAUACCCAGUGCAGGCACUUCAGAGAUGGUACACCCAUCCACAAGGUGUCCCACUGUAGCCAUUCACCAGUGUAUCCCCACUGGUGUUAACAGGGUCAGAUCCCAUUCACCCCAUCACAGCUAUGAAUUAUCUGUUAGCAACAAUCCUGACUCACUAAUGUUUAUGAUACCAGACUAGUUUAGCUGCUACAUAUCAGUACUUUACAAGGAGUAGUGCCAACCUAAUUAGUUCAGUAACACGUUGUCAGGGUACAAUACUGGGCUCCUGGGAAUGAAACACUAACUCUAACAGGAAAAGGAUACUAGACAGAUGUUAUGUAAGAUAAAGCUGUGAAGCCUGACUUUCACUUUCUGUUACGUCUGGGAAAGCAACACGUGUUUUAUGGGAAAAGGGGACCAAACAGGCACCAUGUAAGAUAAGUAGCAGAGUCUUGUGAUUACUGUGACUUUAAGUUUUUCUUACAUGCUCUUACAUUAAUUACUGGCGAAGUUCAACACGGUAGUUAAACAACUCAGUUCAGUAUAAACUGUAUUAGUUUAGUAAGACAUUGGACCAUUGUUGACUAUUUAGGGAAAAGGGAAUAGAACCUUGGCUGAAGUAAUUACUAACUGAUCUUGGAUAUGGGGAGUGAACAAAGUCUUCUGACGGAGCAUGGCUACACAUUUCUGAAAGAAGUUGGAAUCAAAAAUACUGGGACUGCAGCUCUGGUGAAUAAAAAUGAGAGAAAGUACAUCGUCAAGACUAUUAGCAUGACAAACAUGGACGAUGAAAUCAAGCAGAGAACACAGAGGGAAGUGGCCAGUCUGGCAGACAUGGACCAUCCUCACAUUGUCCGCUAUAUGGAGUCCUUUACUGACGAGAACAGCAACUAUUACAUAGCCAUGGAUUACUGUGAAGGUGGAGAUCUCUCUGAAAAGAUUAAAGCCCAAAAAAUUAAAGGUGCUCCAUUCUCAGAAGACCAGAUCCUGGACUGGUUUGUGCAGAUCUGCUUGGCCCUGAAAUAUGUGCAUGACAGGAAUAUUGUACACAGAAACAUAAAGCCUCAGAAUAUCUUUUUGGCCAAAGAAAAAGCCAUCAAGCUGGGAGACUUUGGAGUGUCUAAAGUCCUACACCGAAAAGAUGAAUAUGCAAAUAUCAAGUUAGAAACACCUGUUUAUAUUGCACCAGAUCUGUGGAAAAGCAAAUGUUUUAAUAAGCAAAGUGACAUCUGGGCUUUGGGCUGUGUGCUGUAUGAACUCUGCACACUCGAAUUUGCUUUUUCACUACAGCAAAAUCUUCUCUUCAUGUUCGAGUUAUGGAAAAGUCCACCAACAAGAGUUUCGGAGAAUUUCUCAGCUGAGCUGCGCCAUCUGGUGGAUGAACUCCUUCAUAAGGACCCGGCACGCAGACCCAACAUUGACGGCAUACUAAAGAAAACCAUCAUAGCUAAACGGAUACCCAAACAGUUCUUAUUCAUGGAAGAAGUCUUAGUAGUUCCUACAACUUUUCUGCUAGAAGAACCACUAGAUGACAUUUACUCUUCAGGUAACUGGGACUGGAACGAUCAGAAAAUGCCCUGUAUCCUUAAAAAUGAUAAACAGUUGGAAGACGGAUGGAUGAAUACCCAGGAAAUGUCCUUUGACAGCAAUCUGAGAUACAUGAUGUCUCAGCUCAAUCAAGAUAUUGACACAUUUAAAAAUCUCUAUGACCGAGAUGUUGGUGAUAUCCUGAGUGUAGUGAAGAAACUGGAGAUGACUGCAGAGGGUCUGGAACGCGUCCACUUCCGUACCACCGUAGGGAGCCUGACAGGGGGGGUGGUAGGUGCUGCAGGGGGGGUCACCUCCAUAGUUGGGCUCAUUCUGGCACCCUUCACUCUGGGAGCCUCUCUGAUUGUCACUGGUGUGGGGAUUGGUGUUGCUGUAGCUGGAGGGGCAACUAGUGCCGUUUCCAAUAUCACCAACAUGGUGAACCAGUCAAUGGACCGUAAGACUAUUGAGGAAACCAUCAGUGAAUACCGGGACAAGAUGGAACCCAUCCUAAUGAGUGUGGAAGACAUCAUCACAGGCAUUCAUACCGUAAAGGAGCAUGAGAGCUACACAAAUGUUGCUAAUAUGGCACAGGCUGCAUUUAGAGCAGGGAGGGGCCUGGGUGGCAUUGCAGAGCUUGUCCGUCUGACGCAGGUGAUUAACGUCGGUAAGGUGGCUACUCAAGCAGCCAGAGCUGUACGGGUGGCAGAGGCCUUCACAGGGGUGCUGUCUGCUCUCUUCAUUGCCCUCGAUGUCUAUUUCAUUGUUAAGGAUGCCAAAGAGAUCCACAACAUAAGACAAGGAUCUCAACAGCAAGAUGAAAUAAAAUCAGCCACAAUGAAGCUUGUAGCUAAUAUCAGGGAGAUGGUUUCUAGCUUUAAGGAGAAGCUGGGUGAGCUGGAAUGUAUACGGGCAGAGCUGGAAACUUUAGAUCAGAGCUGGAGAGAAUCCGACAUGCAGGCCAUGUCUGGCCCGCAUUAAAAUAAAAAAUAUUUUUCAAAGGCUGAAGUUUUAUGUAGAAGUCUAUAAAUGAUUAUAUCUCUAAGCAUGAAUAUAUCUUUCUGUGAAUUCAUAAUAUAUCAAUAUAAAGAAGCAGUAGUUCAAUUAAUUUUUGCAUUUAUUUUCAAAAAAUGAAAAUGUAAGAAGUAUAUUAUUGUAGUUUUCAUUGGACAUUUAAAUCAUUUUAAAAAUACCCCCUGCAGACAAUUUGAAGCUUGCAUUUGGCCCUCCAAAGAAAAUAACUGGCCAAGCCUGCUUUUGAUUUAAGAAAGUAAUUUGUGUUUUCAGAAAUAGUCCUGUUUGAUAUUUCAUAUUCAUAUUUUUGUGAAUGCAAAAUAAAAUUAUGUUUCCCUUCAUUAAUAAUAAAUUUUAAUAAAUUUUUCCACAAAUGUGUAAAUAUACUAUUCAUUUAUUCUUAUUCUUUUUAUUUCUUUUCUAUGGCAUUUUACAAAAUGGUGUGAGGGCAGCAUAUACCUGUAGCUGUGUGUGCAAGUAUCAAUUAGAGAUUAUAAAAUGUAAAUGUAACUUUUAGAGACAAUGUACUGGUCCCAGUUUUCUGCAUAUAACCUGAAAUACUGUGCAAAGUGAAAUUCCAGUUGAACUGGGAGGGGGGCAUUCUGGGAGGGCUGUCAAUGUCUUAGGCUUUAAGCAAGAACACUGUGUGUAUGUGUGUGUGUGUUUUUGUGUGUGUGUCUUUCGCUGACCCUGAACCUGGAAGCUGAAACCACCUGUGUGUGAAGAUAAUCGGAGGCUCCAUUGCCUUGCUGAGAGAACGAGGGGUAUUACACAGGCUGGUCAAUGUCACAGAGGAAGAUAACAGGGGAGCAGCUGGAAAUAGAGAAACAGACAUAUAUUCAUAUGUAGCCUUAUAUGUGUGCUGUGUUUAAACUGAUUUGCUUGAUUGCAUGGAAUGGAUUAAAUAGAAAUAUGUGAAGGGGUAGAAAAAGUGGGAUGCAGCUGGUAGCGACUGGCUGUCUGUCCCUGGGCCUGGAGGAAUGUGGAGGUGCAUGAGGUCAUCACCUCUGAGGUCAUCACGCUUUCCAUCUUAACCAAUGGGGUAGAAGAUUCCCUUUUAGGGGAGUCACAGAAAUGUAUAAGAACUAAACCUUUCUGUUGUUUGGGGGGGUCACUUCUUUGGAACGGAAAUACUUUUUCUUUGAUGUCAACUCUAGGCGCAACCUGCUUUAAUAAAGAAAUUUUAUCUUAAGUCAUGUCAGGUAAAUUUACUUUGUACUGCACCUGAUGUCAAACAGAAUUUAAAGAAAGAAAAGCGAGUACAGGUUUUUUACUUAAU
Molecule: messenger RNA, 4784 nt
Organism: Brienomyrus brachyistius
Lineage: Eukaryota; Metazoa; Chordata; Actinopteri; Osteoglossiformes; Mormyridae
Product: probable serine/threonine-protein kinase DDB_G0284251
Exons: 12
Coding region: 1607-3472 (621 amino acids)
Biological process (GO): lipoprotein metabolic process; lipid transport; protein phosphorylation
Cellular component (GO): extracellular region
Molecular function (GO): lipid binding; ATP binding; protein kinase activity
Source: RefSeq, a predicted model, not a curated record